AUGGCUGUAGAGAACAGAGAUGCAAUAUCUUGGUAUCAGAAAAAAAUUGGAGCGUAUGACCAACAAAUAUGGGAAAAAUCAGUAGAACAGAAGGAGAUAAGAGUUAAGGGUUUUAAGAACAAACCAAAGAAGAUGGCUCAUAUGAAAUCUGACUUGAUUGAUGUGGAUCUGGUCAGAGGAUCAACAUUUGCCAAAGCUAAACCUGAAAGCCCAUGGACAGCUAUAACUCGGAAAGGUCUUGUAAGAGUGGUAUUAUUCCCAGUGUUCAGCAGAUGGUGGAUGAGAGUUACCAGCCCUGGAGUUUUCACUUGGCUGUUGGCACUUUACAUCAUGCAAGUGAUCUCAAUAGUGCUGUAUUGCUUGGUGCCUGUGGCAAGUGUGAGUGAGCAAGCUGGACCAAUGUGCCUAAUGCUGCUUCUAGGAACUGUUCAUUGUCAGAUUGUAUCUACAAAUAGCAGUAGAGUAUCUGGAUCAAGCAGAGGAAAGAGACAGAGACGGUUUCAAAAAUCUCCAAACAUUGAUGACAGAAAAGAAUUCACUAGACCAUUUAAGACAUCAUCUUCCAGUAAACCACUGAAGUCCCUCCUGUCUGAUAGGGUCAACAGAAAAAUUCUACCUAGAAAAGCAUACAAGAUAAACCAGGGCCCAUUAAGUGAAAAUGUCGGAAGGAGGGGAGCUGAUACCUGUAUGUGUGAAUCGUACUGCUUACUGUGCAGGCCUGUAAUAACAACUGGAAGAAAGAUUCUGAGUGAAAUUAGACAAGAUGGUAAUGGGAUUUCAGAAGAUUUGUCAAGCGAGGAAGAUGCAGACACAAGGCAUGAAUUCUUGUCUCCGCGGAGUGUAGAGGGGGCAUCAAGUGAUAAUGGAUGCACUUUAACAAGGAGGAACGUGAAUUCAUCUGUCAACAAGAGAUCCCAGGAAAGUUACAGAGGAGGACAAACAUCCCAACACACUCAAGAGUCAGAGAGCUCAGUGGAUUCAGAGGAAGAAUCUGUCUUCAGUCAGGGCUCUAGGUCUGGUGUAAGCUGCAGUUCUCGCAGUUACAUGGUCUCUCAUCAGGACUCUGAAAGCACUCGACAAGGCUCAGAGACAGACGAUAUGCUUUUGGAUGACUUGCUGCAUGGACCCCAGUGUCUAUCAUCCUGUGAGAGUGACACUGAUGAGGACCUCUCCCAAAACUAUGCAGGAGAUAAUAGGAGUUCUCCGUCAAAGAAUGUCUUUCAGCUGAACCAUCUGUUUUGGCUACAAGGUACAAGCCCCACUUCUGAGAGAGUCAGUGCAAUUAUAUGGGAGAAGAAUGAGUGUAAGAAAGCUGACAUGUCUGUUCUGGAUAUCAGUGGGAUCAUCAUGAAACAAGUGAGAUCCUAUGAACAUGGCGUAGGCUAUCAGAUGCUGGGAAACGCAGUAACUGUAGCUCUGGCGGUCUUCCCCUUCCUCUUCCACUUAUGUCAUCAGCGAGACAUGGAACAAAUUUUUUCAAUGACUGGAAAGGAGCUUUUAGCGGUCUUCUGUGGUGCCUCUCCAACCCCGCUGCUAUUGAUUUUAUCAACUAUUAACCUGGUGCUGCGCAUCUGCCUCUCAUGGAUGUUUUUCUUCUUGAUGUGUGUAGCAGAAAGGACAUAUAAACAGAGGUUUCUGAUAGCGAAGCUUUUCAGUCACCUGACCUCUGCUAGAAAAGCACUGAAGUCUGAGAUCCCUCACUUCCGGCUGAAGAAGGUGCAGAACAUUAAGAUUUGGCUAUCUCUGCGGUCCUAUCUGAAGAGAAGAGGACCUCAGAGAUCAGUAGAUGUCAUUGUGUCUUCAAUCUACUUAUUAACACUGUCUAUUGCCUUCAUUUGUUGUGCGCAGGUUCUGAAUGGACAUAAAACCUUUCUAACUUAUCUCUAUAACUGGGAAUUCCUGAUUUGGGAAGCAGCUUUGCUCAUUUUUCUCCUACGUCUAACUUCCCUGGGAUCAGAGACCAACAAGAAGUAUAGCAAUGUCUCAAUACUACUGACUGAAGAGAUCAAUCUUUAUUUGAAAAUGGAAAAGAAACCAAACAAGAAGGAACAGCUCACAAUUGUGAAUAAUGUCCUGAAAUUGUCUUCCAAACUCAUUAAAGAAAUUGACACCCCUUUCAGGCUGUAUGGACUUGCAAUGAACCCUUUAAUUUAUAAUAUAACCCGUGUUGUGAUUCUUUCUGUGGUAUCUGGUGUUAUAAGUGACCUUUUGGGAUUCAAUAUCAGAGUGAGUAAUGUAUAG
This is a messenger RNA of Staurois parvus, 2241 nucleotides long. The record is from the annotation of a GenBank genome assembly. NCBI's taxonomy places the organism in Eukaryota, Metazoa, Chordata, Amphibia, Anura, Ranidae.